AUGUUACCUCCUCGCGCUGAAGGCUUUGUCCAGUUGGGAGCUGCCUUGCCCAUCACCUCGUCCACUACAAGCAAAUUAGAAGGUCCGAGCGUCGUCGCUUCGAGCGUACUAGAGGAAGAAGAUUCAGCUGCUUCUGUCCGCACACCGCCGACUUUUGUUCGCGCCCUGGUGGCUGGUGCAGUCGCAGGAUUGUCGGUGGAUUUGAUGUUCUAUCCGAUUGAUACUAUCAAGACACGAUUACAGUCUCAGCAAGGAUUCGUCAAGGCGGGAGGAUUCAAGGGGAUCUACAAAGGUGUCGGCAGUGUCGGUGUAGGAAGCGCACCAGGUGCUGCCGCGUUCUUCACCGCUUACGAGAACUUGAAGGUGAACUUGCCAAAACAUUCGGCAGCGUUCAGCUCCAACCCAGCCUUGACCCACAUGUUUGCGGCUUCCGGCGGAGAGUUUAUGGCAUGCUUGAUCCGUGUCCCGACCGAGAUUGUCAAGUCUAGAACUCAGACCUCGGCUUAUGGAGCGGGAGCAUCUAGUCUUAUGAGUGCGACAAACGUGUGGAAGCUCGAAGGUUUGCGAGGCUUUUAUCGAGGGUUCGGGAUUACUUUGGCAAGAGAGAUUCCCUUUACCGCCAUCCAGUUCCCGCUUUACGAAUCCAUGAAGACAAAGCUGUCGGAAAACUACCUUCCUGACAAGAGAAAGCCGCUUGCCCAUGAAGCUGCUGUGUGUGGAAUGAUUGCAGGAGGUAUCGCAGCUGCAUUGACGACGCCGCUUGAUGUCGUGAAGACGCGAGCGAUGCUCGAGGCCAAGGUUCGUCCUGCAGCAUAUUGCUUUCAAAGGGCUGACGGCGCUUCGAGGAGGGCUGCCUCGGUCCUGUCUAUCCCGACCCGCCUAGCGCAGAUCACCUCGCAAGAGGGCGUCAAGGCGUUGUUUGCCGGCGUGGUACCGCGAACGAUGUGGAUCUCGUUGGGAGGAGCGGUGUUCUUGGGAGCAUACGAUUUGGUUUCGGAUCCAUUCCAGCUCAAGAUGUAG
This is a messenger RNA of Filobasidium floriforme, 1020 nucleotides long. RefSeq names its product putative S-adenosylmethionine transporter. Gene Ontology annotation, biological process: transmembrane transport. Gene Ontology annotation, molecular function: S-adenosyl-L-methionine transmembrane transporter activity. NCBI's taxonomy places the organism in Eukaryota, Fungi, Basidiomycota, Tremellomycetes, Filobasidiales, Filobasidiaceae. The coding region runs from base 1 to 1020 and encodes 339 amino acids. Gene Ontology annotation, cellular component: mitochondrial inner membrane. The record is from RefSeq and is a predicted model, not a curated record. The transcript is spliced from 6 exons.